AUGCAGAGAGGCAGCUUUCAGCUCCAAGAGAAGAAGAACUUUCUCACACUUGGAGGCUUCUGCCAGUGGAAGGGAGGGAGCAAGCUCCACUUACGAGAAGCAUGCAAGCAGGGGCUGGUGGGGAUUCCGUCUGCAGCUGGGGAGUUAGAUUCACUGGUGCAGCCUCACAGCCCAUGUGCUCAGGGCCUCAGAGCCACGUGUGGUGCCAGUGUCCAGCACCCCAUGAGACGCAAACAUCAGGGGAUCCAGCAAAUACCUCAUUCCCCCUCGGGGCCUGGCCUAGACUGGGUAUGUGUGGUGUGUGUGUGUGUGUGUGUGUAUGUGUGUACUUGUUCAUCUGUCAUCCAUCCAUCCAUCCAUCCAUCCAUCCAUCCAUCCGUCUGUCCAGGGAUUCAUUCAUUCUACAUGCUAAAUGUGGGCCAGGCUCAAGGGACUCAGAGAGGAGAGCCCUCUGGGAGUCCCCAGUCUGGUAGAGGAAGCAGGAGUAGACACAAUGAGAGCACAUUAGAAACAGGCACAGUCACAGAUGGAAGCCAGGUGCUGUGGGUGCCCCAAGGAGGAAUUGCCUCCGGUGGAUUAGGGAAGACUUCCCAGCUAAGGCUUGGAGCACAGGUAGGAGUUCAUUUGGUGCCAAUAGUAGAAAUAGUGGCCAGGUGCAGUGGCUCACGCCUGUAA
Messenger RNA from Symphalangus syndactylus (siamang), 675 nucleotides. RefSeq lists its product as uncharacterized. NCBI's taxonomy places the organism in Eukaryota, Metazoa, Chordata, Mammalia, Primates, Hylobatidae. The record is from RefSeq and is a predicted model, not a curated record.